AUGGGACCCCCCCCAGCCCCCCAACCCCCCCCCAGGACCCCGCAUCCCCCGCCCCGCCCCCUCGGCACCCCCCCGCCCCCCCACCCCUCCCCCCGCCGGCCCCCGCCCCUCCCCCAAGGCGGGCCCCGCCCCCCCGCCGGUGACGGUGUCGCUCGAGGGGGGUCCCCGCGGGCCCGGGGGGGGGGCUGUGGGGGAGGGGCCGCCCCCGGGGGGGUCCGUGGGGGGGCGAAACCCCCCAGCUACGUCCUGCUGGCGGCGCUGGCCUGUUUCUGCCCCGCGUGGCCCAUCAACAUCGUGGCCUUCGCCUACGCCCUGAUGUCCCGGCACAGCCUCCACGGGGGGGACGCGGACGCCGCGCGCCGCCUGGGCCGGGUCGCGAAGCUGCUGGCGGGGGCGGCGCUGGGGGGCGGGGCGCUGCUCGUCGCCGCCUCCUGCGUCAUCAACUUCGGGGUGUUUCAGUGACGACCCCCCCCCGCCGUCCGUCUGUCCUGGAUCGGGGGGGGGCCCCCACGUCCGUCUGCACCCCCAAAACCGGGGGUUCCCCCCCCCUUGGAAAUUGGGGGGGGGGGCUCCCCCCCCCCGGGGUGUCGCCCCCCCCCAUCCGUCCGUCUGUCCUGAACUGGGGGGGGGGGGGGGCGCCCCCCGCCUGGAGCCCCCCCCCAUCAUUUUGGGGGCCCCCCCUUCGUCUGUCUGUCCUGAAGGGGGGGGGGCCCCCCCAGACCUUCCCGAGCCCCCCCCCCUAAAAUUGGGGUGGGGGGGCCCCCCCUUGGCUGUGUGACCCCCCCCCUUUACAGCCCCCCCCCCACUGUUACAGCCCAUUUGGGGGGGGGGCCCCGCCUCGUUUUGGGGGGGUCCCAACGCCUUUGGGGGGGGCCCCAACGGCUUGGGGGGGGGCCCAACGCCUUGGGGGGGGCCCCAACGGCUUGGGGGGGGCCCAACGCCUUGGGGGGGGGGCCCCAGCCUCAUUUUGGGGUGGAACCCCCCAAUUUGGGGGGGUCCCACCCCCCCUUUUUUGCACGUUUUUGGGGGGGGGGGGGCCUGUCGCACGCCAGGUCUUUCCGAAA
Phalacrocorax carbo (great cormorant) is the source of this 1064-nucleotide messenger RNA. Lineage: Eukaryota; Metazoa; Chordata; Aves; Suliformes; Phalacrocoracidae. The record is from RefSeq and is a predicted model, not a curated record.